Messenger RNA from Microplitis demolitor, 1542 nucleotides. It is a transcript of the gene fd102C, whose product is annotated as fork head domain transcription factor slp1. Gene Ontology annotation, biological process: regulation of transcription by RNA polymerase II; cell differentiation; anatomical structure morphogenesis. The record is from RefSeq and is a predicted model, not a curated record. The transcript has a single exon. NCBI's taxonomy places the organism in Eukaryota, Metazoa, Arthropoda, Insecta, Hymenoptera, Braconidae. Gene Ontology annotation, molecular function: DNA-binding transcription factor activity, RNA polymerase II-specific; RNA polymerase II cis-regulatory region sequence-specific DNA binding. The coding region runs from base 229 to 1542 and encodes 437 amino acids.
UCAGACAAUAAACGUGGGUGCAACAAGUUUAAAGAUUUUUGUUUUUUUUUACAUCUGAUUGGAGUUUGUGCAAAAUAAGUUAUAUAGAUUUAUCAUAUUUUUAAAUUGUGACAUGAACUCUAGUCGUUAAUAAAAUUUAAUGAAAAUGUUUAAAACUUAGAACGUUUAAGGGUACAAAAUUUAUUUUGUUGAGUGAAAUUUAAUAGUUGUGAGGAUUUAUUAACCAUAAUGUGUAGUAACGAAAGCCCUCCACCGACCAAAGAGCCUUUGGCAAUUGGUUUAGGUGUUGGGAACCCAAUGGCUGGAUUCUUACCAUUUGAACAUUAUCGGCUUCAACUAUACCAUUACGCAUCAAUGGCCGAGAGACUAAGGUUAGCGCAACAAUUACAUCCACAACAUCAUGGAGUAGGACAUCCUACAUCUGGAGGACCAGGGUCUCAUCUAGGAAUGUCAGGUUUUCCAGCACCACUUCCAUUGUAUCCAGCUGCUGCAGCGGCGGCUGCUGUCGCAAGUUAUCCUAACAGGCUUGCUUUGUCAAUGGCUCUGCUUCAUCCUCAUCAUCCACGGAUGCCCGAAGAGCCAAAGCCACAGCACAGUUAUAUUGGACUAAUUGCCAUGGCAAUUUUGUCUUCACCGGAUAAGAAGCUUGUGCUAUCAGACAUCUAUCAGCACAUCCUAGAUAACUAUCCUUAUUUCAGAAGUCGUGGUCCAGGAUGGAGAAACUCUAUCAGACAUAAUUUAUCAUUAAAUGACUGUUUUGUUAAAUCCGGAAGAAGUGCUAAUGGCAAAGGCCACUACUGGGCCAUUCAUCCGGCGAAUCUGGAAGACUUUAGACGGGGUGAUUUCCGCCGACGCAAGGCUCAAAGGAAAGUACGUCGGCAUAUGGGUCUCGCGGUUGAUGAAGAACCAGACAGUCCAAGCCCACCACCUUUACCAGCAACUCCGCCGCCACCGACGGGUUUAGUUGGUCCACCAGUUACAACACAACCAAUAACAGCCAUUUGGAGUCCUCAUCAUCAUCACCACCAUCAUCAUCAGCCUCAACAGUCCAAUCAUCAACAGUUACAGCAAUUAUCACCAGAAAGUCAACAACAUUCGCAGCACCAACAUCAACGUCAAAUUCAAAAUCAUCCCUUACUACGAAUGUCUUAUCAGCCAUCUCGUAAACGACAAUUUGACGUCGCUAGUCUUCUUGCUCCAGAUGAUCAACAAAUAGACGACGAAUCCGUUGUUAUAAGAACAACUAAAACCCGUAAAUUCAGCUGCAGUGAGGAUGAACAUGAAACAGAUCAUAUUGAUCAAGAUGACGAAGAUGUCGAUGUGGACGUUGACGUGGUUGCUGAAGCAAAUCCGUUACCUUCACCUGGCACACCCAGUGCAAGUCCGGAUGCCAAAAUGAUUUCACCAAACAAUCAGUGCGAUUGGAAUGAGCCGACGGCGAUCAAAGCCGCGCAACCACUUUCGACGAUGCAUCUUCACAAUCAUUUGCAUAUAAGAAAUUAUUAUAUACAAGCGAACGCAACAUCAACUUCCAGCGUUUAG